Molecule: messenger RNA, 1573 nt
Organism: Meloidogyne enterolobii
Lineage: Eukaryota; Metazoa; Nematoda; Chromadorea; Rhabditida; Meloidogynidae
Source: the annotation of a GenBank genome assembly
UGGUUAAAUUUUUUAUUUGGGUCAAAACACUCAAAUAAAACUCUUUCAGCCGGUCCACCAAAUUGAGUCGAUGAUGUUAAUUUUAGAAAGAUCAAGUUAAGGAUCAAGUUUAUGAGUGAGUGAUUGAAGAAAGGUUGCUGUAUUCCACAAAAGUUUACGGCGACAAAGUGGUACUUAGGGGAAAAUGCGACAAAGUGGUAAGCGACAAAUUGGUAUUCGAUCAAAUUUGUCAGCUGACAAUCAGCUGAUUUCUUUUCAGAUUUAAUUUUUCUUUCUGACUCUGGUUCGGGAAUAAUCUGAAAUUGUUUCUGCCUUGAGAUCCGGAUCGAUUCGUGACGUCGAAUACUACCACUUUGUUUAUAUUUUAUUUUAGUCGAGUAUUUGUCGGUUACCAUUUUGCGUGUCGGACUAAAACGCGGAACGGAUACGACACAGAACGACAAAACCUCGUUUUGCUCCUCACCCAACAUUUUGUGCAGAGUUUUUAAACCUAUCUAAAAUGGUUACAACAGUUAAAAACAACAAACUUAAAUGGUUAUCCCUUUUUAUUUUAAUUGCACAAACAACGGCUUUAGUGUUGACUUUACGUUAUUCCCGAACACAAACAGGGGAAGGACCCAAAUAUUUAUCUUCUACGGCAGUUUUGAUGGCAGAAAUUGUUAAAUUUAUAACUUGUGUUUUUGUGUUAUUUUUCCAAAAUGAUUGGAGUUUUGAACGGUUAUUGAGAGUUUUGAAUGCUGAUGUUUUUAAUAGACUAAAUGAAACGACUAAAAUUGGUGUGCCUGCAUUGCUUUAUGUUAUUCAAAAUAAUUUAUUAUUUCUUUCACUUUCAAAAUUAGAUGCGGCAACAUAUCAAGUCACUUAUCAACUCAAAAUCCUCACAACCGCCUUCUUUUCAGUUACAAUGCUCAAUAAAAAAUUAAAUAUUUUAAAAUGGAUUGCUUUACUUUUGCUAACUGGUGGGGUAGCUCUUGUACAGCUUCCAAAAAAUUCUUCCAAACCCAAUAUUACUUACGACCACAAUUCCAGCGACAGAUUAAUUGGACUUUUUGCAAUUUUAGCUGCUUGUUUUUCUAGUGGAUUUGCUGGGGUUUAUUUGGAGAGAAUUUUAAAGACUGCCUCGGUUUUUUUAAUUCUAGAAUCAAUUUUUUUUCAAUUUUUAGGUUCAACUUUGGACCCAAAAUUUGUUACUUUUAUUUUUGGGGCUUUUGCAAUGACUUGGAUUUAUGAUUGGGAACAAGUAAAAUUGUGGGGGUUUUUUCAUGGAUACAAUACAACUAUUUGGAUUGUUGUAGCUUUACAGGCUUAUGGAGGUCUAGUAAUUGCUUUAGUCGUUAAAUAUGCCGACAAUAUACUCAAAGGAUUUGCUGUUUCUUUAUCUAUUUUGUUGAGCAGUUUUAUUUCUUGGGGGUUACUUAAUGACUUUGAACCUUCAUUUACAUUUGUUUUGGGUGCUUCUAUUGUGAUACUUUCUACUUUUCUUUAUGGUUUCGAACCUCAACGACAACAACAAAAAAUAAUAACGCCCUCAUCUUCAGAAAUUAAAUUACAAAUAAGUAAAAGUUUAAAUUAA